UCUACAUCCCCGCGUGUCCCCAUCGCCAAUGGCGGCCGCCGGGGAGCCGCCCCCCGAUGAGCUGCCCGCCUGGUUCCUGGAGCUGCAGGAGCUGCAGGAGCUGCUGGUGGCAGCGGAGCCCCUCGAGCCCCCCGGGCCUGGGGGGGCACAGCAGGAAGAAGAGCCGGCCCCGCCGUGGGGUGCAGCCACAGCCCCCGUGUGCUGCGAGCUGGACGAGGCGCUGAGCACGGAGCUGCUGCAGCUGCUGGGCACGGACAGCACGGACAGCACCGUGCCGGAGCCCCCCCAGCCCCCCAUGUCACCCCCCGCGCAGGCUGAGGGGCGGCCUGUGGGGCGCGGGGCCAAGCGGAAGCGUGGGGGGGGGGAGCAGCAGAGCGAGCAGCGGCUGCGGCAGCUCAGUGCCCACAACGAGUGGCUGCGGGCCGAGGUCGGGCGGCUGAGCUCAGAGGUGCAGCGGGCACGGGCUGCCCUCAUCGAGCGCGUCCUCAGCCUCCGCCGCACUUAAUGGGAUGGGAUGGGACAGCCGGCACCUGGGGGGCAGCCCCACAGCAAGGACUUACAGCACCUUUGUACAGCAUCUGUUUUAUUACACUCGUCUCAGUA
Messenger RNA from Coturnix japonica (Japanese quail), 603 nucleotides. The record is from RefSeq and is a predicted model, not a curated record. Lineage: Eukaryota; Metazoa; Chordata; Aves; Galliformes; Phasianidae.